UUGGUAAUCGUGGUUUUCAGCGACGAAGGUUUCGAGGUCACGUUGAAGACUUACGCCAUUGUGUCAGGACUUUUUCAGACUUUCUACGCUUUAGGCGCAUUCGUCGGAUCAACCGGAGGCAGCAUGCUGACCGACUGGCUCGGCUUUAAUUGGGCGGCAACGUGCAUUGCUGUGUUAAACGUGAUUCAGGUAGUUAUUUUUAUCUUCGAGUGCUUUCCUCACUUCCAAGUCGAAGCAUGUAAAACAUUACUUAUGCCUGUAAAUUUGAAAGUAAAUUGUAUUUACGAUUUAUAUCUUUUGCUGAUUUUCAGUCAAAUAUCAGACGGGUCAGGGGAAUUUAGUUAUCAUAACUUGUACGCGUUAAACAACAUGACCGUAUCUCUCACUGUCUGGCAUAUUCACAUCUGAAC
Messenger RNA from Soboliphyme baturini, 410 nucleotides. NCBI's taxonomy places the organism in Eukaryota, Metazoa, Nematoda, Enoplea, Dioctophymatida, Soboliphymatidae. The record is from the annotation of a GenBank genome assembly.